Messenger RNA from Klebsormidium nitens, 1952 nucleotides. NCBI's taxonomy places the organism in Eukaryota, Viridiplantae, Streptophyta, Klebsormidiophyceae, Klebsormidiales, Klebsormidiaceae. The record is from the annotation of a GenBank genome assembly.
AUGGCUUUGUGUCUGGAAGUCCCCCUGCGGAAGCGCCAGCUCCUCAGCCUGGAUCCGCGGUUGGAAGCAACAGGCGUGUAUCCCUCUGCGCCUUCCAACUUCGAUUGCUCCAAGAUCAUUGAGAUCACAGUGGAUGAAAUUCAGGCGCUCUUCUUGACCGGAGAGCUGACCUCACGUGCCCUAAUCGAGUGCUACCUGCAGCGCAUUGCGGACUUUGACAACCCAAUAACCUUCAAGGGCGAGGUUGCAUACGCAACAAAUUCCGUCAUCGAGUUGAACCCAACAGUGCUGGCAGACGCAGAUGCCAAAGACGCCGAGCGAGCGGCAUGUCUUCCUACUUGCAACCUCAGCAAGAUCCACGGGAUCCCCGUCCUGCUCAAAGACAACGUGGCAGCAGACGGGAUGAAUGUCACAGCAGGCUCCUACGCUCUGCUGGGAGGCUAUCACUCCCCCGCGUUCCUGACAAUCCUUAUUCUGAACGCUGGCGGCAUUAUUCUUGGCAAGGCGGGCCUGUCUGAGUGGGCCAACUUCAGAAGCAUUUACUCUGUCUCAGGAUGGUCUGGCCGUGGAGGUCAAGUCAAUGAUCCGUACGUUCGCUACUUCAUCGACGGUCAGGACAAUAUCACCGAUCCUUACACCAACAUUCCUAGCGCAGUCACGCCAGGAGUCUACUACAACGCAUCCAAUCCAGGCAUUGUGUCAGGAUCUUCGUCUGGUUCUGCAGUUGCAGCAGCGGCCAAUAUGGUCACUUUGACGAUUGGCUCUGAAACUAGCGGGUCCAUUUUGUCACCCAGUCAGUUCAAUGCAGUGGCAGGCAUCAAGCCGACAGUGGGCCUUGUUAGCAGGAGCGGAGUAGUGCCUCUGUCAGCCUCACAAGAUACUGCAGGGCCCAUGUGCCGCACUUUAACGGACGCCACCUAUUUGCUGGACGUCAUUGCUGCACCGGACGCAACCGACCCUGUAACGCUCACUCAAGUGGUUCCUGCUGGAGGUUACGCACAGUUCCUGAAUAAGAAUGGGCUGCAAGGCAAGAAGAUUGCGAUCGGCCCAGUAGGACCGUACGAUGGAGCCGACGACCAGAUCAUGGCCGCCUACGCUAAAGCCGCAGAGUUUAUGAGGUCCGCGGGCGCUACCGUGGACGUUCUACCUGACAACUUCACCUUGCCAGGCGACGACCUAAGCACCGGACUCUUGCUCUGGUACGACUUCAAGCAGAACAUUGCCACGUACCUCAGCGAAGUCACCUGGGCUCCUGGCGUUACUCCCAAGAACAACCUGGAGGACUUGAUCCAAUUCAAUCUGGACAACUACUUGCUGGAGUUCCAAGGCGGGACGUGCUGCCGCGGUCAGGUCGCGUACGGCAACUUCUUCCAGGACAUCUUCGACGUGGCCCAGAAUACCAGCGGAUUUGACGACCCAACUUACAUGCAGUACAAAGCGAAUGCGGCUCAAACCAAGGUCCUAAUCGAACAGUUCUUCCAAUCCAACGGCUACGAUGCCAUCACGUCUUUGGGUGACUACAUUGACGACUUUGCGCGCACGCAGCAGCCCGGGGUUACCGUUCCCCUUGCGCUUUCCGCGGCUGGCUACCCGCUCGGCAUCAUCUUCCACGGGCUGUCCUACACGGAGGGAAAGCUCAUUGAGAUUGCGUACGCAUUCGAGCAAGGAUUUGGCUUCGGGCGUCCGGCCCCCACUUAUUGCGACAGCGCUAGCUGCUCUUGAAAAAAGAUGGAGAAAGUUCCUAACUUAUUGGUAGUGCGGCAGAGCGGCAAACAGCCAGAAAAGCCUAAACGUUGCAGAACUUUCUUGCAAAAACGAUUGGAAAGGCGUUCUUGGUGUCCUUCAAUGUAAGCAUGGGAAGGGUAUUUUGUGGCGUGAAGGUAGACUCGGCGUUUGCUAGGCGCGGUGCGGGGGACAUCAAAACUUAGGCCAAGCGCGCUGUUUCUUCUGCC